Molecule: messenger RNA, 1455 nt
Organism: Alternaria novae-zelandiae
Lineage: Eukaryota; Fungi; Ascomycota; Dothideomycetes; Pleosporales; Pleosporaceae
Exons: 3
Coding region: 1-1455 (484 amino acids)
Biological process (GO): transmembrane transport; carbohydrate transport
Cellular component (GO): membrane
Molecular function (GO): carbohydrate:proton symporter activity
Source: RefSeq, a predicted model, not a curated record
AUGGGAGUCGCUGUAACGGUCUUUAGCGCAAUCUUUCUGGCGACUGGAGGUUUCCUUUUCGGAUAUGACUCUGGUAUCAUCACCUCGACCAUCGCCCUUCCUACCUUCAAAGAGUACUUUAACGACCCUUCGGACGAUGUUGUCGGUGGUAUUGUGUCCGCCUUCCAAGGUGGUGCCAUCGCCGGGACCAUCUUCAACAUGCUGUUCGCGGACAUGCUAGGCCGUCGCUGGACUAUCUUCGUAGGAGCGGUCAUCUCCAUCUUGGGCAGUUCUCUUCAAGCAGGUGCUGUUAACAUGGCUAUGCUCAUCAUUGGUCGCUUCAUCGGCGGAGUCGCAGUAGGUCAGCUCACUUCGACCAUCCCUAUGUACGCUGGUGAGCUGUCCGAGGCAAGGUAUCGUGGCACUCUCUCUGGUUUGCUGCAGUGGAUGCUGAGCUGGGGAUUCUUCGUGGCUCAAUGGCUCGGCUAUGGCUGCUCCUUCAACAGCACUCAGUUCUCAUGGCGCUUUCCUCUCGCAUUCCAGAACGUACCUGGUCUCGUCUUGCUUGCUGGCAUUUUCUUCCUGCAGGAGUCUCCUCGUUGGCUCAUGGAGAAAGAUCGACAUGAAGACGCCAUGGCCUCGCUCAACAAGCUCCGAAGGGGCCACGACGCUGAGACAAUCGAUCUAGAAUUCCGCGAAAUCCGUGACGUCAUUAUCGCGGACCGCGCUCUGGGCAAUAUCAGCUGGCUCUCGAUCAUUACGAAAACCUCCUGGCGCAAGCGUCUCUUGCUGGGCUGUGGUGUGCAAGCAUUCGGUCCGCUUUCCGGUAUCAACGUCAUCAACUACUACGGCCCGCGCAUCUAUGAGAUCCUCGGGAUAUCGACACAAGAGUCGCUCAUGAUUAUUGGUAUCAGCGGUGCUCUCUCAAUCGUGUGGUGUACCAUCGGACUGGCACUAGUCGACAAGUUUGGACGUAUCAAGCCUCUUCUCAUAUCGGCAGCGGGCCUAGCGGCUGCUCUCCUCGUCAACGCAGUACAAGGGCAAUACUUCGACCCCAACAAUGGCGCGCAGCUGCGCAGUAUGGUGGCCAUGAACUUCCUCUUCUCCUUCUUUUACACACCUCUUGGCAUCAUCUCGUGGGUUUACCCUGCAGAGAUUUUCCCCAUCGAAUGCCGCGCCCUUGGCAACGCCAUCACGACUUUUACAAACUGGGUUGUGAACCUCAUCUUCGCCCAGUUCUCUCCCCAAGCACUCAGCACAAUUGAGUUCAAGUACUUUUACGUCUUCUUCUGCUUCAAUAUUGUUGCUUUCUUGUGCUAUUGGUUCUUCUAUCCGGAGACCAAAGGCAAGACCUUGGAACAGAUGGACGAGCUGUUUGGCGAUCAAUUGGUACCGCAUGCAUUGCAAGAUCCGGCGGCGGCAUCGGCGGCUAUGGAGAAGGACGAGAAGCUUCAUGCGGAGAUUGCAGUCGUCUGA